Molecule: messenger RNA, 2380 nt
Organism: Betta splendens (Siamese fighting fish)
Lineage: Eukaryota; Metazoa; Chordata; Actinopteri; Anabantiformes; Osphronemidae
Product: acyl-CoA-binding domain-containing protein 5A-like
Exons: 14
Coding region: 192-1715 (507 amino acids)
Biological process (GO): fatty acid metabolic process; autophagy of peroxisome
Cellular component (GO): peroxisome
Molecular function (GO): fatty-acyl-CoA binding
Source: RefSeq, a predicted model, not a curated record
AACUACAUUUCCCAGAUAUGCUUAGCCUUGAAACGUAGACGCAUUGGCUCAUCCUUGACCUGAGUAGAGAUUGGGUUUAUUUUGCAUAUUGCCUGCAGAGAGACAGCGGGCUAAUGAGAAAAUAAUUGUACCGGUGAAUAUGAACGCAUUGAUUUGAGGACUUCUUCAGAUCAUCCGUAUUGGCUCCCAGCAUGGCGCAUGACGAGGGCAAGCACAGCCUGGAGGCGAAAUUUGCUGCUGCAGUUAAAGUGAUGCGGAGUUUGCCAGAAGAAGGUGCUUUCCAGCCCUCUGAUUACAUGAUGCUAAAGUUCUAUAGUUACUAUAAGCAGGCCACUUCGGGGCCCUGCAACAUUUCUAGACCAAGUGGCUUCUGGGACUCGUAUGGAAAAGCUAAAUGGGAUGCGUGGAGCUCUUUAGGAACUAUGACAAAGGAAGAAGCCAUGAAGAAUUAUGUAGAGGACAUCCAGCUGAUUUUGGAGACCAUUCCAAUCUCAGAUGAAGUGUCCGAACUUGUGCAGCACCUUGGCAACUUCUACACAGAGGUAAAUGUGGGAGAAGAAGCUGAAGACGAUGAUGUGAGCAGAAGACCUUUCACCAGGCCCUUUGCUCGUGCAGAUGAGCUCGUCGAACCAUUUAGGAAACCAACAAUGGAAGGCUAUGGGGAUCUCUGGGAUGAUAUACAAAACCUUGAAGAAAAAGACAGCAUACAUGGCAUAAGUAUCAGUAGUGAGGAGAUGGAGGGAAGCAGAGAAGAUAGUGAAAUUGAGAGAAAGGAGGAAAGUAGUGAUUGGAGAAGUGAGGAAGACGAAAAUGGGGACAAAGAAGACAAUACAGAAGAUGAAGCCAAUGAGGAUGAGGAUGAAGAGAAAGAGUGUGGUUCUGAUUCAAGGCUGCUGAUGGUGGAGGAUACAAAGUGGACAUCUUAUACCAGAGGCCCGUGCAGCAGCGUGGAACCCAGUGUGUCAUCCUUCACUAACGGGACACACAGCUCCCUCAACAGUGAGGCGGAGGAGGAUGAACUGGCCUGUUCCCCAGAGCCCGGCCUGCAGCGUAACUCAUACAUGCACCUCAAUGGACACCUGAGUGAUCAUGAUGAUGUUUCUGAGAAGAUCUACCGAUCAACAGACUCGGAUAAUGAGGAAUUCUGUGACUCAAUGGAGCAUCUAGCCAUGGAAGAGUGUAAAGUUCAGUCACUAGAGGCUGCUUCAGUGAAGCAAAGGGAAUUGUGGUUUAAGAGCAGCACCACAUUGAAUGGAGGAGAGGAUCAAGUACUCAUAGAGAUUAGUACAAACCAACACAACAGCUCCUUGCCAAGAGGACGUAGAGGAUCUCCAUCACUGGGUGCUGCCUGCAGUGCUCAGCUGUGUGCUCGUGCAGAGGCUCAGUACUGUUGUGUGUCACCGAAGGCGCAGCCUGUCAGUGCACCCAGGGGAAAUGUCAACGAGCAGAUAGCUACGACUCUGCUGAGGCUGCAGCGUGACAUGGGCGACAUGUUGCACAGGCUGCACAUGUUGGAGGUGCUCACUGCAUCUCAGUCAACAUCGUCUACACCAAGGCAGGAGGAGUCUCUACCUGUACCAAGAAAGUUCCUGAGACCAUCCUGGUGGCCUUUUGACUGUUCUCCACUUACAAUGAUGUUGAGUGCGCUCUGGCCGCUUAUUGCACAUUGGUUUGUGCAGCUUUGUUUGCAGCGAAGGAGAAGGAAAAUCCCUUGAAUUGUCUGACAUCAGCAAAGAGCAUGACCCCAGGAUGAAAUUGCUACACUCUAUGGGUUUUUAGAGUCACCAGCAUAAACUGUGGAACCAGUACAGAUAGAAAGGCUACCGUAGAGAAACCAGACAAAAAGGAGAGUCUGCAGUAUAAUCUACUUCAACCUCAUGGAUACUUUCGUAGGUGUUUAAGGAACACAGCAUUUAUACAUUAUAAAUGUAGGCACAAGUUCUAGGUUACAGUUAUCCCAACAUUAGGUGGAAGUUCUAAAUAUAAUGUUGUAUUUUAUGAUAUAAGAUGAUAUACAAUGUAUUAUUUUAUGUCACUUUAUGUAUUGUAAAUGUAAUUGUUUUUAAGUUUCUACACAUAUUUAUAUGACAUUGUUUUCUUAUAAGAAUAUCAGCCUUUUAUAUUUGUUUGGUAUAUAAAUACAGGGCAUUUCUUUUUAGACCAAUUAUUUAUUGAAAACGAUGGUUGUUUGAGUAGAGAGUGUAUUAUUUUAUAGCAAUAUUACUACAUGUUGCAACAUUGCAGAACAGACAAUCCAUAUAUCUCACGUAUAGGCUAAAAUCAUUCUAGUUUCUUGUCAGACGUAGAGCGCAUAAGGACAAUGUUCAAGUUAAAGGUCUAUAAAUGAAGGAACGUGCAAUAAAGAUGUUAUCAGAGAAAA